GGCCUGCAGAGACUGAGGCUGCCCUUGGCACUCUAAGACUCUCUAGGGAUAUUACUCUGCACCUCUUAAAAGCAGUUCCAUACCAGCUCUCGCGUCUGCAUGGUGAUUCCUGCUGAAUACUCUUGAUCACAGCUGAACUAUUAUCCAUGCAUCUGUUUGUUAAAUUCACAAAGAGAAAACAGCUGACAUCAUGGAAGGAAAGAAUCAAACAGCUCCAUCUGAAUUCAUCAUCUUGGGUUUCUCCAACCUGAAUAAAUGGCAGUUUUUACUCUUCACCGUCUUCUUUCUGACUUACAUAUGCACUUUAGGAGGGAACAUUUUUAUCAUCUUGGUGACCAUGGCUGAUUCCCACCUACAUACACCCAUGUAUUAUUUUCUGCGAAACCUUGCCUUUAUUGACAUCUGCUACACCACUACUAAUGUCCCCCAGAUGAUGGUGCAUCUUUUGUCAGAGAAGAAAACAAUUUCCUAUGGAGGCUGUGUGGUCCAACUUUUUGCCUUCAUUUUCUUUGUAGGCUCAGAGUGUCUCCUCCUGGCAGCAAUGGCAUACGAUCGAUACAUUGCUAUCUGCAAGCCCUUAAGGUAUUCAUUUAUCAUGGACAAGGCCCUGUGCAGCUGGCUAGCAGCUUCAUGCUGGACAGGUGGAUUUCUCAACUCAGUGGUGCACACAGUUCUGACCUUCCACUUGCCCUUCUGUGGUAACAAUCAGAUCAAUUAUUUCUUCUGUGACAUACCUCCUUUGCUGAUCUUGUCUUGUGGGGAUACGUCCAUCAAUGAACUGGCUUUGCUAUCCAUUGGGAUCUUCAUAGGUUGGACUCCUUUCCUCGGCAUCAUCCUUUCCUACCUUUCCAUCAUCUCCAACAUCCUGAGGAUCCAGUCCUCUGAGGGGAGGCACAAAGCCUUUUCCACCUGUGCCUCCCAUUUGAUCAUUGUUCUUCUCUAUUACGGCAGUGCCAUCUUCACAUACGUGCGGCCCAUCUCAUCUUACUCGCUAGAGAAAGACAGGUUGAUCUCAGUGCUGUAUAGUGUUGUCACCCCCAUGCUGAACCCUGUAAUUUAUACACUGAGAAAUAAGGAUAUCAAAGAGGCUGUGAAGACGAUAGGGAGAAAAUGGCAGCCACCCGUCUUCUCUUCUGAUAUGUAA
This is a messenger RNA of Microtus oregoni (creeping vole), 1144 nucleotides long. Its product is annotated as olfactory receptor 5V1. Gene Ontology annotation, biological process: G protein-coupled receptor signaling pathway. NCBI's taxonomy places the organism in Eukaryota, Metazoa, Chordata, Mammalia, Rodentia, Cricetidae. Bases 191 to 1144 code for a protein of 317 amino acids. Gene Ontology annotation, molecular function: olfactory receptor activity; G protein-coupled receptor activity. The record is from RefSeq and is a predicted model, not a curated record. Gene Ontology annotation, cellular component: membrane. The transcript is spliced from 2 exons.